This is a messenger RNA of Diabrotica balteata, 2544 nucleotides long. Lineage: Eukaryota; Metazoa; Arthropoda; Insecta; Coleoptera; Chrysomelidae. The record is from the annotation of a GenBank genome assembly.
GUCAAUUUAACAUAUAAACCCAUAUAUUUUUUAAAUUUACAUACUUUAUUUUACUACGCCGAAAUAUAUUUUAAUUUAUCUAUAUAGUAGUGAGACCAAACUAUUUUUAAUUCUAUAUUUAUAGCAUGGAUGAUACUGAUUCGGUAAAAUGUGGGGAACCGAGAGUUGAUUCUGAUGAUCCCAAAGAAAGAAAAUUUGCGAGACGAUUAAGAAUAAAAAGGAGAGUUGAACUUCAAAAACAAGAAAACCUAUCAAUUGCAGAUAAAACUACCCAUAUCGCUGAGAAGCCAUUGUUUGAUGACGAAUAUCAAGUGUUACAUAAACAAAAGCAAAAAAGCGACCAAUAUUUAGAAAGACGUUCCAAAGUAUCAGAAGCCGGUUUAAGUCACAGGAGACAUAUUACAUUUAAACGAGAGUUAGAUAACAGGAUAGAAUCUGAUACCAGUAAGAAACAAUUGAUCAAGGAAUUGGAAGAGGAAGCACGACAGGCGCAAAAUAAAUUUGAAGAAAUCGCCGUUAAGUGGUCUCUUGUGAAAAAAUUUAAGGAUCCGUAUAACAUACAGGAAAUCAUAACCGCUCAAAAAGAGAAAUGUGAUGACGUAAUAAGGCAAAAAGACGCUAUUAUUGCUACGUUAAAAAAUAAAAUCAAGGGAUCAGAAAUAGAAUAUAGUAAAGAACAACUAAAACAAGAAGAAGAUGUUAACGACUUAACUGAAAGAAUAAGGAAACAAAUAGAUUUAAUGAGAAAAGCUUAUAAAAAACAAAUUAAGAUUAUAUAUCGUACAGUUAACAGUUUGAAAAAAAAAUUCGUUCAAGCGAAAAAUUACAAAUGGGCGGACCUGCAUAAAAAUAUGUGCGAUGUAGAAGCUCCCCAAUCAGAAGAACAAUUCCGUGCAUUAGAAGAUUUUCAAGAGAAAAUGAUGAGUAUACGCGGAGAUUUUGAAGAGAAUUUCAGAACUCGUAAAUUUGAACUCCUUGGUAUAAUUGAUGCCGCCCGUCAAGAGAUGGAACACAUUAAAGUUGCAACCUUAUAUAAUAGCGAGAAAUUAGACUAUAAUUAUCAAAUACUAGCACGAAGGGAAGAUGAGAAUAUUUUACUAAAAGGCCAACAAAAACGAAGAAUAAAUAAACUGCAAGAUGUUAUAACUGACAUGAGACACAAACUGUCUUCAUACAAGGAAACGACAAAUAAUAAUAUUAAAAAAACCACUGAAAUGAUUAGUAAAAUACAUCAACGAAUUUUGGAGAUUGAAGCAAGGGCUGAUUACAUUGCUAAAGUUAAUGAAAAAAAUUUUAAUAAGCUCUGGGAAAUAAAUAAAAAAGAUUGUCAGCAAGUUCUAAAGAAAAUAAUGGAUAUUGAUAAAGUUUUGCAUGAACAACAGAUGGCCAAGAAAUGGGUUCAGCCAGAACAAAUUUUUUUAGAGUAUAGUUCCAUGAGUAGUUUUAGACGAGCACAGAUAUUGCUGAACGAAAAACCUACGGAUUCUGAAACGAAAACUCUUGACGAAAGUCUAGUAGAUUUUAAUUUGGCACCCACUUCCUUUUAUAAAAAUCUACUGAAGAAAAUUCUUGAUGUAUUGUCUGAUAAAGGAGGUUUUCUAACCGAGAGUAGACUUAGAUCGCUGAUAACUGAGUACAAAGUGGAUCAAAGACAUUUGGUUAGAUUAGAUCAUAUAUUUGAUGCUUUAGAAUUAAAUACCUCGCAUAGAACACUUGAAGUCAUUCCGUUCUUUUUGCCGUAUUGUUAUUGCUUGUUUUGUGCUCAUCUAAAUACGCCAGAAGUUUCACUAGCGGGUUUUUCUAGAUCGAUGGUAUCUUCUUUGUCUGUUGGGUAUUCAUUUACGAAAAACCAACAAUAUAGUAGUAGAUUAUAUAAUGCAAAUAUUCCUCCGCUGGAAGAGGCUAUUAAAAUGACACAAGAAUCAAAAUCAGUUAUAGAAGAAGCUGUUGACGAGCUACUACCUGGUGUAGAAUUUUCGGACAUCACAACAGAGGACGAUAUCUCGAUUGACGUUGGUGGGGGUGAAGAAUCGGACUCUAUAUUAAAACGAAGAUCAGUAAUGGUAAAAAAAAGGUUAAUGAUGAAAGACCUUAAAGAUAGAACAUUAUGCCAGUUUCACCACCCUUUAGUUAUCAGCCGUAUAUAUGUGAUAAAAGCUCUAAACGAAUUUAUAGAAUUCUAUCACCAAAAGUCGAAUCCAAUUCCAACCACAGGUGAAAGAUUGCAUAAAAGGCGAUACACGAUAUCUCGUCUACUAGAUGAUGAAGAGAUUAGUGAAUACUGGAAAAGAAUUACUUGUAUUUACAGUGAAGAACGGUUUAAAGUGUGGGAUGCUUUACUAAGAGGACUUAAACACUAUCAUGAAAUUUUAAAAGAACGAAAGGUUAUGGCGAAAGAAGUGGUUGAAUUAAGGAAGAUAAAUGAAAAAUUAACGAAAAAAUUGGCUAAGUAUCAAGAUCAUAGUGUAUUGUUACCUCCCAUAUGUUCCCAUUCUAUUCGCAAUAAGUAAUAUUUGUAAUCAAUUAAUACACGAUUGUAUAAGU